This is a messenger RNA of Nematocida parisii ERTm1, 273 nucleotides long. RefSeq lists its product as uncharacterized. Gene Ontology annotation, biological process: protein sumoylation. Gene Ontology annotation, molecular function: protein tag activity; ubiquitin-like protein ligase binding. The record is from RefSeq and is a predicted model, not a curated record. NCBI's taxonomy places the organism in Eukaryota, Fungi, Microsporidia. Gene Ontology annotation, cellular component: nucleus. The transcript has a single exon. Bases 1 to 273 code for a protein of 90 amino acids.
AUGCAUAUUCAAGAAGUAAAGGAGAAAGAUCCCAAACCAACAGUUCAGCUGAAAAUAUCAGACCAAUCAAAAAAGACGUACUCAUUUGUAAUGAAAAGGAAGACAAAACUAAGCAAGUUGUUUAAAGAGUACACAGACAGAUCGCAUCUUGACUCGCACAAGUUAAGAUUCACACACAAUGGAAUCACUGUAAGUGGAGAAGAGACAGCAGACUCACUUGGACUGAAGAAUGACGAUGUAUUAGAAGUGUUUUCAUCACAGGUUGGAGGAUAG